Malaclemys terrapin pileata is the source of this 1640-nucleotide messenger RNA. RefSeq names its product D-aminoacyl-tRNA deacylase 1 (gene DTD1). The record is from RefSeq and is a predicted model, not a curated record. The transcript has 6 exons. The coding region runs from base 66 to 689 and encodes 207 amino acids. Gene Ontology annotation, biological process: tRNA metabolic process. Gene Ontology annotation, cellular component: cytoplasm. NCBI's taxonomy places the organism in Eukaryota, Metazoa, Chordata, Testudines, Emydidae. Gene Ontology annotation, molecular function: D-tyrosyl-tRNA(Tyr) deacylase activity.
CUGAUUCCGGAUCCCGGAUCCCGCCGCUGGUCCCCGGCCGGGCCUGGCUCCGCGACCUCGGCACCAUGAAGGCGAUAAUCCAGCGGGUCACCCAGGCCAGCGUGACAGUGGGUGGGGAACAAAUAAGUUCCAUUGGACGAGGCAUCUGUGUGUUGCUGGGUAUUUCUGUGGAAGAUACUCACAAAGAGCUAGAACACAUGGUUCGCAAGAUUUUAAACUUGCGUGUGUUCGAAGACGAAAGCGGCAAACACUGGUCUAAAAGCGUGAUGGAUAAACAGUAUGAGGUGCUUUGUGUCAGCCAGUUUACUCUUCAGUGCAUCCUGAAAGGAAACAAACCAGACUAUCACAUGGCUAUGCCUGCAGAGCAAGCAGAGUCUUUCUACAACAACUUCCUAGAACAACUUAAAAAAGCCUAUAAACCGGAGCUCAUUAAAGUUGGCAAGUUUGGAGCCUACAUGCAGGUAAACAUCCAGAAUGAUGGUCCUGUGACGAUAGAACUGGAAUCCCCUGCUGCCACCAUGGAUCCGAAGCAGCUGACAAAGCUUGAAAAACAGCAGCAAAGGAAAGAGAAGACCAGAACCAAGGUACCCUCUGAAUCAAGUAGAGAAAGAAAUGCCCCUCGUAAUAAGGACGACCCCAGUGCAAGCAGUGGAGCAGAGGGAGAUGUGUCUUCUGAAAGGGAACCGUGAUCCUCAAAAGCAGGCCUCAGUUUGUCAUACAAAGGCUACGUUGGAUCCUUAAGAAUUCACAGUUUACAUUAUCCUCAGAGUCGAUCUUAAAAGACUUUGGAAAAGAAAGAAAAGCAGGAAAAUAGAACUAAGAAAUUAUGACUCUACAUCAUUCUGUACUAAAAACAACCAAAGGAAUGUUACCAGUUUCAGUUAAAAUGUAUUCGUAGUAGUGAAAAUGAUUCACAGCAUUUUUCUGUGUAUCUGUGUUUGUUUUCACGUGGUUUACUGCAGUGGUCCCCAACCUUUUUCGUCUGGCGGGCGCCAAACGACGAGACUGUGGCGGCGGACGAGCAUCCGCCAAAAUGCCUCUGAUAAGUGGCAACGUGAAUAGGCGUCACCGCCGAAAUGCUGCCGAGAAGCAGCGUUAUCCAGAUGCUGCCGAAAAUCGGCGGCAUUUCGGCGGUGACGUCUCUGGAUGACGCUGCUUCUCGGCGGCAUUUCAGCGGAUGCUUGUCCGCUGACCAGUACGCGGGCGCACUUAGACGCCCCGGCAGGCGCCAUGGCGCCCACAGGCACCGCGUUGGGGACCUCUGGUUUACUGAAUAAAGGGUGAUUGUUUUUAUGCAGAUUGUAACAGAACAUAUGACAACACAGCACAUGAUCAAUUUCUGAAAAUAAAUCAGGUUUUUCCUCAAAUUCUGACUUUAAUUCUGAAGAUAUCUCAAAGCAAGCUUGUAUUUUCAUUUUCAUUGUGUAGUGUCAUGUGCUGCCUGUUUCCAUAGCAAUGUAUAAAUCUGUGUGCAUUACCAUAUAUUGUACAAGCUCUGUCUAACACCAGGUUUGGGAGUACAGUCUUUUUUCAUGUGUUAAAAAAAACCUGUCAUUGAUAAUUUAUCAUGUGAAAUAUGUGUCUUAUAAAACUUUUUUUUUUUUUUUUUAAGAAAACACUUUAUUAAACAAAUUACGCUA